Messenger RNA from Solenopsis invicta (red fire ant), 7309 nucleotides. It is a transcript of the gene ari-1, whose product is annotated as E3 ubiquitin-protein ligase ariadne-1. The transcript is spliced from 8 exons. Gene Ontology annotation, biological process: positive regulation of proteasomal ubiquitin-dependent protein catabolic process; ubiquitin-dependent protein catabolic process; protein polyubiquitination. Gene Ontology annotation, molecular function: ubiquitin protein ligase activity; zinc ion binding; ubiquitin conjugating enzyme binding. Gene Ontology annotation, cellular component: nucleus; cytoplasm; ubiquitin ligase complex. The record is from RefSeq and is a predicted model, not a curated record. The coding region runs from base 3221 to 4756 and encodes 511 amino acids. Lineage: Eukaryota; Metazoa; Arthropoda; Insecta; Hymenoptera; Formicidae.
CAUGCAUACACAGCAUACAUAUAACAUGUGCACAUGUACAUACGUACGUACGCAGGCUCGUCCUUCGCGCGUAUAUUUAUAUCGUACGCAAAAUCGAAGUCGACUCCUCCGACGACCUCGGAGGUGCGUCCGCAUUUAGGCGCGCGUUUCGCAGACCUCGCGAUUUCGCGCCGAGGCUGGGCUUGACAGUGCAAAAACAUUCUCGCGAGGGUGCAUGUGUGCAUGUGUAGGUACGCGACUCUGUUGUCAAUCGCAUUGUCUGUCCGAAAUGUUGCAAUCAGCCAGAGUUGCUAGAGAUUUGGAAGAUUUUCCUUGAAAUUUAGGUCUCAUGCCCAUUUCUACCAAUGUAGAUUAACUUGGAUGUCAAUUUGACUUAUUCUUUAUUCUUUUUCCUAGAACUAAAAAAAGAUAAAGAGUAAAUUAAACUGAGAUUAAUGUUAAUCUGUGUUGGUAGAAAUAAGCAUUAGAAAUGAACCAGACAAUGAACAGAAUGUGGAAACAGUUAAAUAUGUUGAAUGACAAAAAUAUUCCUUAUUCAGCAGAUUGAAUGGUUCUUUAUUCUCUAUUCUUAGUACCUAUGCUUUUUAUUAUGCAUCAACCCCAAAGCUAGUGGUAUAUGAAAAAACUUGGGGCCUCUCUCACCAACUCUAAUUUAUCUAAUCAAUUGUUUAAUUCAGUCAUCAUGUUUGCCAACAUGAGAACCAAACACUCUGUUAUUAGAAAAGAAAGAAGAAUGCUUUUAUAACUUAUUUAUGUCAAUUUUAUUCAUACAAAUGAUUUUUUUUAAUAAUUUCCAUUUAAUUUAAUUAUUGGAUAUUAUAAUUGUAUGUAACACAAGAUGCAAGAUGAAAGAAAUAUUACAUUGAAAUGUUACGUUGAAAUUAAUCUUAACACUAAUUAAUCAUCGAUUAACUUAAAGAUUGAGGAAAGAGCAGUAAGGAAAUCAAUGUAUUUGAUUUGCUAUUACUUAUACGUCACCACCUUAAGUUUUGACUGUGACUGGUCAAUUCGCUUACUGACUGCUUAUAUUUUUCUGUGUACCACUAACUUUUAUUGUUGUUAGUAGAUCUAAAAAGUGUUUUGUGGUACUCUCACUAAAGAUUACGAAUUUAAAUAUUCAUAUAUAUAUUGGAUGUGUUGGUUCAAAUUCUUGGCCUAUCAUUUACUUUGCUCUUACACAGAGCCACAUGUCUGCACAUCCCUGAAUGCCUGUGGUUCCAUGUGCAUCAUGCCGCAAACAGAAUGCACUACCUAAUUGUUAUUGUCAUAGGGGAUUUUGUGGGAGGAUUAAAAUACUGUAGAUCUUUGUAUUUUUCUCCUCUAAUUCCCAUAGAAAACUUUAUUCUUCCAAGAAAUGCCUUGUGAAGAUCUGUUCAUAUUGUUUGUCCUACUUGUAGUCAGUCUCUUCAUUUUCUCUCCAACACUCGAAUAUAUAUUUAUCUCAUUUCAAGUGUAAACAUUUUUAAAAAGUUCAAGCAACACGAAGAAACCUAUUAAAACCUGGAAGGGAAAAAUUUUCCAACCUGAGUACUUUCAUUUUAUUCUUGUCUAACAUUCAGCAAACAAUAAGGAUAAAAUGACAUUCGGGGAGGGAGAAAUCUGAAUGCACUUCUGGGCACAUAUUAAGAAACUUUUCGAAAUGGAUUCUGGUUGGAACUAUUUAAUUAUUUUCUAGAUUUCUAUUGUUUUCUAUGGAAAAUGAAAUAAUUUCAAUCGAAAUCCAUUCGAAACCAUUCCAUGAAGCUCAAAGCUCCAAACCAGACAAUGAAUAGAGAACAAGGAAUUAGAAACAGUUCAAUAUGUUCCUUCCAAUAAGCUUUUUUAUUUAACAUAUUGAACUGUUCUUUACAGUCUUUCUACAAUAAACCGUUAGUCACCAUAUCAUAUAGUUAUGAGUCAGAAUUAUAAGUCGUAAAUGUUAGGAAACUUGCAUCUAGAAUAAAUCAUUAUUAGAUCAUUGCGUCAAUCUAUUCUAAUCAAUUCUCUUGAUAAACAUGACAAAACAUGACGUAUAUCGCUUUUUGAUUGGUCAGUCAUAACAUACAAGUUUUAAAUUGUAAGAAAUGGAAUUUAGCCAUUUCCAGUCACUGAUCACUUAUUGCUUUAUGACACUACUGACUCACUUAUAAGUCGCUCCUGACUUCUAAUCCAUUACUACAAACUUAUUGUAGAAAGCCCUUUGCUCCUAUAAGUCAAAGCAUAGACUUUUGUAUAAUGCAAGAAAAUUUACCAAAGUCCUUCUAUCUUAGGAAAGAAAUGGCCUUAUUACUUAUGCUGUUCAUUGUGCAACUAGCUCAUUGCAUAAUGAAAAGCACAAGAACAAGGAAACAUAACCUCAAAAAAGCUCGUAUAAAAUCGAAUCGCUGUGAUUGAUCAAGUACAGGUAACAGAGAAUGAAAAUUCAACGUACAUCGAAAAUUUAUUCCUGUUGCCUGUUACACGUUUCUUUAUUAUUAUUAUUUUUUUUUUACUGUGCAUUGAUACAUGGUUUUGCAGAUUGAAAUGUAUUGCCGGUGUUGCCUAUGCUAUUUGCUGUUUUUAUUGCCUUUCAUUCUACAAUAGAAUUGAUAUGUGCCCUGACAACUCUGCUGAAUCGGCUGAGCCGAGUGGCGGCCCUCACGGCCACCACCGUGCGAUUAGUCGUUAGUGCACUUUACCGCCGGAGUUCAUCUCGGUUGUUUUGGCAGCUGACUGCUCCCUUUUCUCUCCCCGUAACGGAAACGUCGGCGCGUCGUUUCUCGAAUCAGUCGAGUCUCGAGUUGUCAAAAAGAUUGGAUGCUCCCGCGACACGCCUGUCGAGAUACCUUUCCAUUUCGAACUCUUUUUGGGCAGCAUUCGAGGAGCAAUGAUGUUACGCGCCGUAACAUAAACUGUUCUCUUGCAGCAGGAGCGCGUCCCGAAUCCGCAAAUUACGCGCGCCCUCGCCAAUUUACCUAUACGACGCGGAACGUUCCAGCAAUGUUAAAGCAAUUCUGCGACAUUUCUGCAAUGUUACUGAAAUGUUACAAAUGUUACAUUCUGUGCUGUUCGAAUAGUCCCCGAAUUACGCGUGGUGAAACGAUUGGAUUUGACGCAGCACGUUGAUCUACGUUUCCGUGGAAUCCUCGUACUCAAUGCUACAUCCAUAAGUGUAAUCUGCGAUCGUGCGUUCACUGCUCGAAAGAAAGAGGAGAAGGAACGUCGGGUUAGAGGACUUGGAGCUCGCUAAUUAAACAUAAUAAUGGAUUCGGAAGAGGAAACGCUUUACGACGAUGUUGACUCGGGUAACGAGUCGAGCGGCGACGACGUCGAUUUCGCUAUGGAAAUAGAAUCCGGUAAUCCACGGGAGCGAGCCACCGAUGUCGACGAAUAUCCCUUCGAAGUGCUUUCCACGGAAGAGAUCGUGCAACACAUGGUUGACUCCAUAAAGGAAGUCAACACUGUUGUUGAAAUACCAGCCACUACCACACGUAUUUUGUUAAAUCACUUUAAAUGGGACAAAGAGAAAUUGAUGGAACGAUUUUACGAUGGUGAUCAAGAAAAGUUGUUUGCCGAGGCACGUGUUAUUAAUCCCUUUAGGAAGGGUCCUUUGAUAAGCAGGAGUCGAUCAUCCCAAAGUUCUUUGGUAAAUCCGAAGAGACCGACAAAUGGAACAGAAGAAUGUGGAAUCUGUUUUAUGAUCUUGCCAUCUUCAAUGAUGACUGGUCUUGAAUGCGGACAUCGUUUUUGUACCGGUUGUUGGGGAGAAUAUUUGACAACUAAAAUCAUGGAAGAAGGAGUUGGACAAACGAUAGCGUGCGCGGCUCACGCUUGUGACAUUUUAGUAGACGAUGCCAGUGUUAUGCGACUUGUCAAGGAUUCCAAAGUUAAAUUAAAAUAUCAACACCUAAUCACCAAUAGUUUUGUUGAAUGUAAUAGGUUACUGAGAUGGUGUCCUUCCCCUGAUUGCAAUAACGCCAUUAAGGUGCAGUACGUGGAAGCGAGACCGGUUACUUGCAAAUGCGGACAUAUCUUCUGUUUCCACUGUGGAGAAAAUUGGCACGAUCCCGUAAAGUGCCAUUUACUCCGUAAGUGGAUCAAAAAGUGCGACGACGAUUCCGAAACAUCCAACUGGAUCGCCGCUAACACGAAGGAGUGCCCUAAGUGUAACGUUACUAUCGAAAAGGACGGCGGGUGUAACCAUAUGGUUUGCAAGAAUCAGAAUUGUAAAACUGAAUUCUGUUGGGUAUGUCUUGGACCUUGGGAACCUCACGGAUCUAGCUGGUACAAUUGCAACCGUUACGAUGAGGAAGAAGCUAAAGUAGCCAGGGACGCGCAGGAAAAAUCUAGAUCAGCUUUACAGAGAUAUUUAUUUUAUUGUAAUAGAUAUAUGAAUCAUAUGCAGUCGCUAAAGUUUGAAAGUAAAUUAUACGCCAGUGUGAAGGAAAAGAUGGAGGAAAUGCAGCAACAUAAUAUGUCAUGGAUCGAGGUGCAAUUUUUAAAAAAGGCGGUUGACAUUUUGUGUUCUUGUAGACAGACUCUUAUGUACACUUACGUUUUUGCUUAUUAUGUGAAAAAGAACAAUCAGUCUGUGAUUUUUGAAGAUAACCAAAAGGAUUUGGAGAGUGCUACAGAGUGCCUCUCUGAAUAUCUUGAAAGGGAUAUCACGAGCGAAAAUCUUGCAGACAUUAAGCAAAAGGUUCAGGAUAAAUAUAGAUACUGCGAUAGCCGGAGAAAAGUGCUUUUAGAACAUGUCCAUGAAGGGUACGAGAAGGAAUGGUGGGAUUAUAAGGAAUAGAGGAUUUUUGCUAGUUUUAUUUCUUGGGGUGAUCAUAAAUCCUCUUCCUUCCCACCUCUGCCCCAGCUGUGAUAAACCAAGAAAGAGUUAACAAGAGACAAAAAUGGAGCAUGUCACAAGUGAUUAUAAAACGUGUUAUAUGCACUUUAUAUAUAUGCUCUGUGGCAACACGUAUAAUGUCGUUUAUGAAUUAAUAUUGAACUCAAAUUAUUAAAAUUCAAUUCCGAUCACGAAACAAGUUGAUUGGACAAUAUUUUGAUUUGCGCUUGCUGUGUGUCAUUGUAGAUUCUUGAUCCUUGAUAAAAAUGCCCCAUUGUUUUAGGAUCUUAAGAAAAAGUUAUAUUCCUUAAGACAAGAGUUAUGUGUCAUUCUUCGCUGAACAUACUUGGCAUGUUUGCGAUGUAAAAUGACUUGGCUAAAAAUUGGCUGUUUUAUUUAGCAUGUUUUAUCUGACGUUGCGCUGUCGAAAGCUUUCGAAUCCUGAGAACUUAUUUUCUUCCCCUUAAUUUUAAGGAUAAUUGUUAAAAAUAAGUCAGGUACAAUUUAAACAGAUCAUCCCAAACUAUUUUAUUCUAUUUUGGAUCUGAAUACUAGUAAGGAUCCGAUAGUCUGAUACUCUAUUUUGGACCACAAUACGUCCAGGCUACAACUGCCAAUGUUUAAGAAACACAUAAAAAUUAUCUAGAUGCAUAUCGUCAGUGCUAUGUAUUCAUAUUUGACAGUCGAGCUUUUCUCAUCCUUGCUUGUCUACUGUUUCAAGAAAACUAGACAUACUUAAAUACAAAAUCUUUUUCAAUGAAACUGUAAAAAAUAUACAGUCAUUUUUUCCCUAUGCAUUUCUCUUUACAGAUAAAUUAUAUAUAAUAUCAGUUAGUUACUCACACUGAUAUUGUGCAGAUUAAAGGGGGCCAAGUUUGUGAUAUCUUUCACAUGUACCAUAUUCCAUCUCUGCGUGUAAAAGUAGAACACACACGACAAUUGCCGACUUGCAAGAAAAUCAUCUUAUUAUCGUUCUUUCUUUUUGUGAUUAAUUUUUUGUUACAAAAUUGUACAAAUUAUAUUUUGUACAAUAUUAUGUGUUUAUUAUUAUAUUAUUAUGUCCCGGUUUUAACCAUAAAUAGAAAUUUAUCUGUAACAUGUCUUGUUCACACAUGUAAUAAUGUGUUAUAAAUACUUUAUAUGUAUGAAAUAACACAUAAUUAAGAUAAUGAAUCUAUUUAAAUUUAUUUAAUGAUUUUGUAUAAGUUCAUUUAUUCAGCUAUUUUUCAAUUUAACUGAAAAUAUUUUUAUUUCAUCUUUUCAUCACUAUGUCUUUAUGAUUGUUCUUCAUUUCUUUUAUUUUAUUUGAUUGCUAUCCAUUUGCAUAACACUGACGAUAUGUUUUAUUAGCUAACUAAUUAAAGGUUGACUACAAUAAAGUAAUCACUUAUAAUUGUCAAUAUAAGUGGCAAACUAAAUGAGUUUUCCGUUUGUACAGUUAAAUAUAGUAUAUAUAUCCACACACAAAUGCAUAAUAUUUAAACAUAGUAUUGAUAAUAGUAAAAUAGAGAAUUUUGAAGAUUUAUUAAACCGAAAUUGUUGAUUCUUGCUAUUGUGCACAUUAGAAUCUGAAAUAAAAGUUGAGAAAGCGCAGUUGUUUUCUGUACAGUCGCAAAAUUUGAUUAGAUGUAAGAAAAUUGUUAGAUACACUCGCCAGAAAUUUUUCCCCCUCUCUAGUUUGUGAUUUUAUAAUCUAUAUUCACAACUCGAUUCGUAAACUACAACAGUAUAUAUUAAAGAACUUGAGGAUCCUGUGUAAAAAUAAAAUUUGUAAAUGUUCAAAAUUUCUUGUAUAUGACCCGAAUUCGAACUUCUAGGCCAAGUCUUCGUAUUCAUAAAAAAAAUGUAUGACAUAUAUGAAGUUAAAAUAUUUAGCUGUCAAACUGUCAGACAUAUCCGGAAAAGCGCCAUAAACGAACACUCGAUUGGAUUUUAAUUGAAAUAGGUAGAUGACAAAUUUACAUCAAGGAUUUCAUUAUCCAUUCGUAUUUAGUAUUUAUGAGUAUUUCAAUGGCAAAACUUAUACGAUAACAAAAUAAACUAUUUUACUAGUAAAGUGUAAUAUAUAUAUAGAAAGAAAUCGUGACUUUACUUUUGUAGCUAUAAAUAAAUACGUACAUUAUCAUGCAUUGUCAUCUUUACGAGGUCCUUAGGGAUAGAAUUUCUGAUCAUUGUUCGGUGUUGCCUUUUGUUAACGUGUAUAAUUACAAAUAUAUAAUUGUAAAUACUGCAAUACACACACACACACACAUACACACACGUAAAUAUACAUACAUACAUACAUAUAUAUGUAUGUAUGUAUAUGUAUGUAUAUGUGUGUAUGUAUGUAUAUAUAUAUAUACAUACACACACGUACACUGUAAAUCUUAAGUGAUAGAUCUCAGUAGUCUUCAUGGAUAUGAAAAUAUGUACGAGAUUUCAAUGCUAAAAAUGACGGUUAAUAUAUUUCCUUGGCAGAAAUGUAUCCUCCACUUUGGUUAUAAGAAAUAAAGAGAGGCAAGUUAUUAUCCCACA